GAGCAAAGAAGGAGAUGAAAUUCGAAUGCACCACAUGUGGAAAGCACGAUGACCAACCAGGCACAGCUUCAAUGAGCACCAGCGGCUGCACACCGGAGAAAAGCCGUACAAGUGCAGCCAGUGCGACGCCAGUUUCACGAUCCAGACGAACCUGCGGACGCACAUGCGCAAGCACAGCGGCGAGAAGCCGUUUGUCUGCGAGUCGUGCGGCCAGUGCUUCCGCAACCGCUCCACGCUCACCGUGCACCGGCGGCGGCACACGCAGGAGCGUCCCUACGCCUGCACGGUGUGCGGAGCGCGCUUCCGGCAGAGCGACUCCUGCAAGACGCACAUGCGUAUCCACACUGGAGAGAAGCCGUUUGAGUGCAACGUCUGCGGAAAGACGUUCGCGAACCGCGGAAAUCUACCGAGCCACAUGCGCCUGCACACGGGGGAGCGCUUGUUCCAGUGCGAAUACUGCGGGAAGAAGUUCACCCUCAAGGGCACCAUGCAGAAGCACGUCAACUCCAUUCACAAUCCACAGAACGUCGUUAAGCCAAGCAGCAGCUCCUUGGGGCGCCGCCUGGUCAAGGUGGAGACCGUGCAGGAGGAGUACUGCGGCGUCACCACCAGCACGCUGGCGGGCGGCUGCUUCGAAUGCAGCGCAUGCGCGUUGCAGUUUUCGCGCCAGACGGAGUUCGUGGUGCACAUGGCCGGUCACAACGGCCUCGAGGUGCUGUCCUGCACCGUGUGCAAGAAGCUGUGCGUGGGACAGGAGGCACUGGAGCGCCACACGAAGGCGCACAAGCACGUGUGCGAGAUCUGCGGAAAGAACUUCACGUCGUCAAACAACUUGACCCAGCACAUGAACCUGCACCUGGACGUGCGGCCCUACAAGUGCCAGUACUGCGAUGUGGCUUUCCACCGCAACAACUCGCUGUGGUCGCACAUCAAGGCGCGCCACAAUUACGGCUUGCCGGCCUACCAGUGCACGCAUUGCAACAAGCGCUUCGCCACUCCGUCGCAGCUCACCCACCACCUGCGCUACCACACGGGGGAGCGCUUCCACGCGUGCGAGCUCUGCGGCCGCAUGUUCGUCAACCGCAGCGGCCUGCAGCGGCACACGUGCGGCAAGCCGGUGGCCGCGCGCCGGAAGAGGGGGCCGCUCGAGGAGGGGGAGGGGGACCAGCUCCUGGCGGAGAACGGAGAGGGAGCCUCGGUGCCGAACCCACGGCCGAAACGGCAACAGAGAAGGCGUUCGAAAGCUUUGCUGGUCCAGGAGAUUGCCCAGCUGGAAGAGGAGGAGCAGCAGCAGCAGCGGAUUGUCCAGGAGCUUGUAGCUCAUCAGGUUGACCAUCCGCACAUAGUUCAGUUGCAGCACAUUGAGCACCGGCAGCAGGUUGCGGAGCAGCAUAUAGUUGAGGGACAGCAAAUAAUCCAUACCGAGAUUUACCAACAGCACAUAGCUCAGCAGCAGCAACUUGUUGAGCAGCAGGUUGCCGAGCAGCUACUCAGCGAACAGGAGCAGCAAAUCCACCAACAGCAGCAGAUGGCACAGCAGGAAUACGGCGAUCAGGAGCAGCACAUUUACGAGGAGGACAUUGAUCAGGAGCAUCAGUUUGAGGGACAGGAGAUGGCCGAGCGGCAGCAGCAGCAGCAUAUUACGCAGCACUAUAUCGUGCAGGAGCAGGUCGCCCACGUGCAGGUGCAGCAGGAGCAGCUGAGCGAGCAGCAGGAGCAGCUGAGCGAGCAGCACUUGCUGCUGCAGCCGGGGCUGGACGUGCGGCCGCUGCGUCAGCAGACUGUGCUCAUCCUGCGCACAUCGCGAUUCCCCAUGGAUGACGCGGCGCAGCAACGUGCAGGGCCGCCGCCAUGGCUAUGGCGGCUGGGAACAUGGUGGCCAUCGAGGCGAUGGGGGAGGAGGGGGAAGUGGCACAGGAGGACGUGGAGAUCGAGGCUGCCAUGCAGCAGGUGGUCGCCGUGGAGACGGAGGGGACCUUGCAGCAGGUGGUCGCCGUGGAGACGGAGACCACCAUGCAGCAGAUGGUCGCCGUGGAGACGGAGGGGACCUUGCAGCAGGUGGUCGCCGUGGAGACGGAGACCACCAUGCAGCAGGUGGUCGCCGUGGAGGUAGAGAUCGAUGGUUCGGAGGGGGCGACGCGCGGCGACUGCUGAUGAGAGCCGAGCACAGGAGAGGCGGGAGGAUCGCCGGGUGCUCGCACAAAGCUUGGCACGUUUCACCCGUGGGUUUUCACGUUUCGGGGAUUGGUGGCCUUUUUAAAUUAAAUAUGGUGGGUCACUUAAAAAUGUUUCCGCUUUGUGCUCGACUUGGCGGAUGUGACAUUUCAUAAGACACGC
Petromyzon marinus (sea lamprey) is the source of this 2337-nucleotide messenger RNA. Lineage: Eukaryota; Metazoa; Chordata; Hyperoartia; Petromyzontiformes; Petromyzontidae. The record is from RefSeq and is a predicted model, not a curated record.